Molecule: messenger RNA, 2802 nt
Organism: Oncorhynchus tshawytscha (Chinook salmon)
Lineage: Eukaryota; Metazoa; Chordata; Actinopteri; Salmoniformes; Salmonidae
Product: COP9 constitutive photomorphogenic homolog subunit 4 (Arabidopsis)
Exons: 11
Coding region: 891-2180 (429 amino acids)
Cellular component (GO): COP9 signalosome; cytosol
Source: RefSeq, a predicted model, not a curated record
GAGAUAUACAUUAUUUCAACCCGAGUGUCACGUUUAGAGUGAAUUAUAAAGCGUCAAUGAGCAGGCCGCCGAUGCUAUGCUAGUUCUCAAAUUAGCAUAAAACUGUAGCUACCGGUACAGCUAUACCCAAAGAUGGUGGAUAAAUUAAGAUGUCCCACUCAGGCCGUUUACCAUUUUAAAAAAUGGUAAGUUCCGGUCUGUUUAACUGUGGUUCUUCCAUAUGCACCAAUGCAUUGGCAGCUGGGUCUGGUCUGUAGCUGACUAUGCUAUAUGUACAAGAAACAACGAGGGGUUGGGAUGUCUCGCUUUCUCUUCCGUCUCUGUUGUAUACCUUUUACCGGUUUGUAGCUAGCGAGACAGUAUCGGUGGUUAAAAGUCUUGCCAAAGGUCUUGUUAUCAACAGUGUGCACUGCUAGUCGAUCAGCUAGCUACAGACAGUAAAUACAGCUAGCUAGCCUUUAAUAAUAAUUUAUUACAUUUCUAUAGCGCUUUUCAUAACAAUCUCAAAUCGCUAGAAAAGCAUAAAACACACAAGUAAUAGGUUAUCAUGAGUAGUCUAGCUAAGGAACAGUAUAGUUAGGUCCACCAAUAGAGUCCAAAUCUUUGAGAGCAUGUAUCCUCCAAAGAUGGAGAGGGACAGUUCAUGGCUUGAUCAGAGGAAGGUGGUCAGGGAGAUGGGUGAUAAAGAGUCUGGUGAGGAUCAUGUAGAGGGCUACUCUGGGAACCAGCCUGAGUCAUGUAGCUACUGGACUUCUCCUUCAUAAUGUACAUAUGGCACCCACUUGGGGUGAUGCCUCAGAGGCCCUCGGCAGCUCUGGGCACCAGAAAUCUCACCACACACAAUUCAGAGCACUAGCCAGUCAUCCUCAUUACAAGCCCUCAGCCUCAGUAUGGCAUUCCUUUACUGCACCUCCCAUUCCUUUCAAUCUUCAGGAGCUCUCUGCUUAGGCUGCUACUGGGGCGCCAUGGCGAGUACAGACCAAAUCAUAUAUCGACAGAUUCUGGAGAAGGCCAUCCAAUUCACAGAUGCAGAACAAUUGGAAUCAUUAAAAGCAUUCGUCGAAGCAAUGGUCAAUGAGAACGUCAGCUUAGUGAUCUCUAGACAGCUGCUGACAGACUUCUGCACAAACAUCCCCAGUCUUCCUGACAGCACAGCCAAGGCAGUCUACCACUUCACACUAGAGAAGAUACAGCCCAGGGUCAUCUCUUUUGAAGAACAGGUGGCCUCCAUCAGACAGCACUUAGCCACCAUCUAUGAGAAGGAGGAGGACUGGAGAAAUGCUGCUCAGGUUCUAGUGGGCAUUCCUCUGGAAACAGGACAGAAGCAGUACAACGUAGACUAUAAGUUGGACACGUACCUGAAGAUCGCCCGUCUGUACCUGGAGGAUGACGACCCUGUCCAGGCCGAGGCCUACAUCAACAGGGCCUCUCUGCUCCAGAACGAGUCCACCAACGAACAGCUACAGGUCCACUACAAAGUGUGCUACGCCAGAGUGCUGGACUACAGGAGGAAGUUUAUCGAGGCGGCGCAGCGGUACAACGAGCUCUCCUACAAGUCCAUCGUCCACGAGACCGAGCGUCUGGAGGCCCUGAAGCACGCUCUCCACUGCACCAUCCUGGCAUCAGCGGGCCAGCAGCGCUCCCGUAUGUUAGCCACCCUGUUUAAAGACGAGCGCUGUCAGCAGCUGGCGGCCUACGGCAUCCUAGAGAAGAUGUACCUGGACCGGAUCAUCAGGGGGAGCCAGCUGCAGGAGUUUGCAGCCAUGCUCAUGCCCCACCAGAAGGCCACCAUGGCAGACGGCUCCAGCAUAUUGGACAGAGCUGUUAUUGAACACAACCUGCUGUCUGCUAGCAAACUUUACAACAACAUCACGUUUGAAGAGCUAGGAGCGCUUUUGGAGAUCCCUCCCGCUAAGGACGAUUGUCCCGAUGGUGAGGUCCCUGGUUACAGAUGCAAUCUGGCUGAGAAGAUCGCCUCCCAGAUGAUCACUGAGGGACGCAUGAACGGCUUCAUCGACCAGAUCGAUGGAAUCGUCCACUUUGAGACACGGGAGCCCCUGCCCACCUGGGACAAGCAGAUCCAGUCUCUGUGUUUCCAGGUGAACAACCUGCUGGAGAAGAUCACUGCGGCUGCUCCUGAGUGGACAGCCCAGGCCAUAGAGGCUCAGAUGACCCAGUAGACUGACUGACACCCCCUGGCAUGGAACACAUCACCCACACCGGGGCACCCCAUCUCCCUAUUCCCUAUGGAGGGUGCCAUUUUGGACAAAGCCCCCAAUUGUUUCCCCUAGAGGUUUUGGCUGGGUGGCUGGGCAAAGGUAUGCAAGAUCAUACAUCGCCGUACUCUACUGUGGACUGCAAACUCCAAAUUGUUCAGUUGAAGCCAGAUCCAGAUGUUUUUUUGGCAUGGGCUGAUAGAGCUUCGCCGAGUGUCCCGUCUCUCUCCCUGGAGACAAGUUCCAAUCUGGUGGUUCUCCAGCAUGUUUCUCUACUGUUGAUUAUGCUUGGAGGUUACCAUUCAUCUUUCUAGGACUAAUUAAUGGAUGCUUGUAUCCAUUGGCUCAUCAAGUUACCAGUUGUUGCCAUCACGUGUAUACUGGUGUCCCACAGUGAAGGUGUUUGUUAUUCAGGUUGAAAUGUGAAAGACACACGGGCAAAUUCCUACUGACACUCUUUAUUUGUUGCUGUGUGCUCUUGUGCAAGGAUCUUGUUACAUUCUGUUUGGAGACAUUUUGUUAGCCCUGGGUGCAACAUCAACAAAGAGAUGAAUAAAAGUUGAAAAAAAAGUUUGUGUUAAAAAUA